AUGGCAUACGCGCGGAAGCGGAGCAACGUGGUGAAGGAGGUUGAGAAACUGCAGAAAAAGCGGGAGGAGCGGCGCGAGAAGCAAAACAAGAAGCGGGAGGAGCGCGAGGCGCUGAUGAACUCGGACCCCGGAAACGCCAACUGGGAGUUCCUGGCCAUGAUCAGGGAGUACCAGAGCGGCCUGGACUUCCGGCCACUGAAGGACGGUGACGCGUACGAGGAGCACCAGAUCACAGUCUGCGUCCGCAAGAGGCCGCUCAGCAAGACAGAGACCGGCAGGAAGGAGAUCGACGUGGUAACCAUCCCCAACCGGGACCAGACAAUCGUGCACGAGCCCCGCACCAAGGUCGACCUCACCAAGUACCUGGAGAACCAGCACUUCCGGUUCGACUACGCCUUCGACGAGACGUGCGACAACACGCUCGUCUACAAAUACUCGGCCCGCCCCCUGGUGGACACCAUAUUCGACGGCGGCAUGGCCACCUGCUUUGCCUACGGCCAGACCGGCUCCGGCAAGACACACACCAUGGGCGGGCACUUCAACGGCAAGUCACAGGACGCCAACAAGGGCAUCUACGCUAUGGCCGCCAAAGACGUGUUUAGGCUGCUCAAGUCGCCCAGCAACAAGAACAAGGGGCUGGCAGUGUCAGCCAGCUACUUUGAGAUCUACAGUGGCAAGGUGUUCGACCUGCUGAACGACAAGGCCAAGCUGCGCGUGUUGGAGGACGGCAAGCAGCAGGUGCAGGUGGUGGGCCUGACGGAGCGGCCGGUGGAGAGCAUGGAAGACGUGCUGAAGCUGAUCCAGCACGGCAACACCAUCCGCACCAGCGGCACCACCUCGGCCAACAACCAUUCGUCGCGCUCGCACGCCGUCUUCCAGAUCAUCCUGCGCACGCGGCAGUCAGGGGUGCCGCCGGACCGGUGCCGGCUCUACGGCAAGUUCUCGCUGAUCGACCUGGCUGGCAACGAGCGCGGCGCCGACACGUCCUCGUCCGACCGCAUGACGCGCAUGGAGGGCGCCGAGAUCAACAAGUCGCUGCUGGCGCUCAAGGAGUGCAUCCGUGCGCUGGGCCGGAAGGGCGCCCACCUGCCGUUCCGCGCCUCCAAGCUGACCCAGGUGCUGCGCGACUCGUUCAUCGGCGAGAAGUCCAAGACGUGCAUGAUCGCCAUGAUCAGCCCCGGCCUGAACUCGUGCGAGCACAGUCUCAACACGCUGCGCUACGCCGACCGCGUCAAGGAGCUGGGCGCCCAGGACCCGCUGGAGAUGAAGGCCGACAACGCUAACGGCAACGGCCGCCGGCCGGAGCCGGAGCCCAUGCGCGGCGUCGAGUCGCCCGACGACGACCUCGCCCAGCUGCGCUCGCUCAACGAGGGCGAGCUGUCGGCUGACCUCUACAACUUCCAUGAGGCGGUGUCGCACCUGCAGGACAUGGAGGAAGAGGUGCUCGAUAUGCACAAGGCCACCAUCGAGCUCUCGCCCGCUGGCAGCAGAUGGACAUGUCGCUGCUCAAGAUGA
Molecule: messenger RNA, 1515 nt
Organism: Pollicipes pollicipes
Lineage: Eukaryota; Metazoa; Arthropoda; Thecostraca; Pollicipedomorpha; Pollicipedidae
Product: kinesin-like protein Klp10A
Biological process (GO): microtubule-based movement; microtubule depolymerization
Cellular component (GO): microtubule
Molecular function (GO): microtubule motor activity; microtubule binding; ATP binding
Source: RefSeq, a predicted model, not a curated record